CAUCCUCUCCCCCCCCAUUUCCCUCCCCCCCAGCAGCCCCAUUCCCGGGCGUGACGUCACCCCCAGCUAGGUCCGAGGGAGCCUGCAAAAGCCUCUCAAAUUCAAACUGAUCGGCGCCCAGACAGCAGCCGCCGCCAGCCGGGGGAAGGGAGCCGAGCCGCCGCCACCGCAGCCUCAGCAGCCCGCCCGGCGGAGUCAGCAGCCCGCGGCGCCCCGCGCCACCCCCCACCCCGCACCCCGCGGUCCGCCCGCGCCCAGCGCACACGCACAACCAGCCGGGCGCCAGGUGGCCAAACUUCCCGCGGCUCCGCCGCCCGCCUCUGCCCCUUCUUCCUGCCCACCGUCAGGACUUUGGGUUGUACCCCCAGAGCCCCAAAUCCUCAGGACGUCCCCUCCGUCCACCCUCAUCCCAAACCCUAACCGUCAGCCCACCAGCCCUCCAGAUCGAGCAAACCGUUCCGUCUGCAAGAAGCGGCGUCUUCUCCGGGCUGCUUCUCCCACCCAACGGUUUCUCUAUUUGCACCCAAAAUGCUAAACUCCGGGGCUACCGUAAAGGAGGGGAGUCUCAUCUUCUCCUGAUGUGCUUGAUCGUAGGUGCCGGAGCCAGAUCGACUGUGCAUAAAGAUGCUGAACGGUGUUUGGUUGCUCAGUGUGUUAACCGUGGCCGGGAUCCUCCAGACGGAGAGCCGCAAAACUGGCAAAGACAUUUGUAAGAUCCGCUGCUUGUGCGAAGAGAAGGAAAAUGUACUGAAUAUUAACUGCGAAAACAAAGGUUUUACCACCGUGAGCUUGCUCCAGCCCCCCCAGUACCGGAUCUACCAGCUUUUCCUCAAUGGAAACUUACUGACCAGACUCUAUCCUAAUGAGUUCGUCAAUUACUCCAACGCCGUGACUCUCCAUUUGGGGAACAAUGAGCUGCAAGAGAUCCGAACUGGAGCGUUCAGUGGCCUGAAAACUCUCAAGCGACUCCACCUUAACAACAACAAACUGGAAGUUUUGAGGGAGGACACGUUCCUGGGCCUGGAGAGUUUGGAGUACCUGCAAGCGGACUACAACUACAUCAGUGCCAUCGAGGCGGGAGCCUUCAGUAAACUGAAUAAGCUGAAGGUCCUGAUCCUCAACGACAACCUCCUGCUGUCUCUCCCCAAUAAUGUGUUCCGCUUUGUUCUGCUGACCCACUUAGAUCUGAGAGGGAAUCGGCUGAAGAUGAUGCCCUUUGCUGGGGUCCUGGAACAUAUCGGAGGGAUCAUGGAAAUUCAGUUAGAGGAAAACCCGUGGAACUGCACUUGCGAUUUACUGCCGCUGAAGGCUUGGCUGGAUACCAUAACCGUCUUUGUCGGAGAGAUUGUCUGUGAAACUCCUUUUCGGCUGCAUGGGAAAGACGUGACACAGUUGACCAGGCAGGACCUCUGUCCCAGGAAGAGUGCCAGCGAUUCGAAUCAUAAAGCGAGCCACCCUUCCUUUUCCGACACCCACGUGCAGAAGCUAUCGCCUACCCUUAAUCCCGCUCUCACUCCUACACGGGCUCCCAAAGCCAGCCGGCCCCCCAAAACAAGAAACAGGCCCACGCCCAGGGUCACGGUGUCCAAAGACAGGCAGAGCUUUGGACCUAUCAUGGUGUACCAGACCAAGUCCCCCGUCCCCCUCACCUGUCCCAGCAGCUGUGUCUGCACCUCCCAGAGCUCUGACAACGGGUUAAAUGUCAACUGCCAAGAGAGGAAGUUCGCCAAUAUCUCGGCCCUUCACCCCAAACCUACCAGUCCAAAGAAGCUUUAUCUUACGGGAAACUAUUUGCAAACCGUCUACAAAAACGACCUCCCAGAGUACAGUUCUUUGGAUUUGUUGCACCUUGGAAACAACCGGAUUGCAGUCAUUCAGGAGGGUGCUUUUACAAAUCUAACUAGUUUACGGAGACUUUAUCUGAAUGGUAACUAUCUGGAAAUUCUUUAUCCUUCUAUGUUUGAGGGGCUGCAGAGUUUACAGUAUCUCUAUCUCGAGUAUAACAUCAUUAAAGAGAUUAAGCCCGGUACCUUUGAUGCAUUGAUUAGCUUGCAGCUGUUAUUUCUGAAUAACAACUUGCUGAGAUCCUUACCGGAUAAUGUGUUUGGUGGCACUGCUCUCACCAGACUGAACCUGAGGAACAACCAUUUCUCCCACUUGCCAGUGAAAGGGGUCCUGGAUCAGCUGCCGGCUUUUAUCCAGAUCGAUCUGCAAGAAAACCCCUGGGAUUGUACCUGUGACAUUAUGGGCCUGAAAGACUGGACUGAGCACGCAAAUUCCCCUGUCAUCAUUAAUGAGAUCACCUGUGAAUCUCCGGCCAAACAUGCAGGUGAGAUCUUGAAAUUUUUAGGGAGAGAAACCAUCUGUCCAGACAACCCUGACUUAUCAGAUGCUACCAUCUUAUCUAUGAGUCAUAACACAGACACCCCGAGAUCUCUUAGUGUGGCUCCCAGCUCAUACCCAGAGCUACACACAGAAGUUCCACUCUCUGUUUUAAUCUUAGGGCUCCUUGUGGUCUUUAUCUUAUCUGUCUGCUUCGGGGCAGGUUUAUUUGUCUUUGUCCUCAAGCGGCGAAAGGGGGUACCCAGUGGGCCCAGUAGUACCAACAACCUAGACAUCAGUUCCUUCCAACUGCAGUAUGGAUCUUAUAAUGCUGACACCGCUGACAAGACCGAAGGCCACGUCUAUAACUAUAUUCCUCCUCCCGUGGGCCAGAUGUGCCAAAACCCCAUUUACAUGCAAAAGGAAGGUGACCCAGUGGCAUACUACCGAAACCUCCAAGAGUUCAGCUAUGGGAAUCUGGACACCAAGAAGGAAGGGCCAACCACUCUGGCUUAUACCAUCAGUGCAUCGGAAUUGCUGGAGAAGCAGUCCACUCCACGAGAGCCAGAGCUACUCUAUCAAAAUAUUGCAGAGAGAGUGAAGGAACUCCCCAGCGCAGGGGUGGUCCACUAUAACUUUUGCACCUUACCUAAGAGGCAGUUCGCACCUUCCUAUGAAUCCCGACGCCAAAAUCAGGACAGACUGAACAAAACUGUUUUAUACGGAACUCCCAGGAAAUACUUUGCAGACCAAUCCAAACCCGAACAUCCUUUGCUUCAGGCCAAGCAGCCAACAGAACCGGACUACCUCGAAGUUCUGGAGAAACAAACCGCGAUCAGUCAGCUGUGAAGAGAGGGAAACAAAGAAUGAAAGUAUCAAGGGAGGCUGCCUGGGGAAGAAAGAAACAGCUGGAGACGGCCACAUUCAGUGCAUUGGCUUUUUGGUUUUUGUGGGGUGGGUGCAGUGAAGUUGGGGGGAGAUCUUUCUUUUCCAGGAAUAACAUGGAAACUUUGAAAAAUCAGUGAAGGAUGGGGAGAAAGCAAGCUUCUUGCUCUCAAAAGUUUUCCUCUUAAAUUAUUUUCACUUUUUAGGGUUUUGUUUUUUUUUCCUUUUUUUUUUUUUUUUUUUUUUUUUUUUAGCAUCUUUAGUAACUAUCCACUGAAAAUGAAUGUUGCUUCAAUGGCUUUUUCCCCUUUUCAUUUUACUUUUUGUCCUCCCCCCAAACUGUUCUGUUGUUGUUUCAAGGUACAGAUGAGGAAUGGGACACUCUAGGAGGUCCAGAAGGGGCUAGGAAAAAAAUCUUUUAAAGAAGUGGAUGCUGAAUGUGUUAUGCUGAAGAUCUCCAAAGAUCUUUUGGGACUGUCACUUCCUUUGUAAAUAAUAAUAUCUAGUAUUUCUCUUUCAGUUGCCACGCAAAGUCACUGGGCGUCACCUCUUGUGUUAAAGUGCCUUUGCACUUUAAGUACAUUACUUAAAUGUUGCUUUUAGCUUUGAUAAAUUGAACCUAUUUUAAUGUGUUGUAUUUUUGAAAGUAAAAAAAAAAUGUAAAAUAGAUAUAUAUAUAUAUAUAUAUAUGUCAGCUGCAUUCAAUCAAAGGAGAGUUUGCUUGAUUUAUAGGUAACCAGCCCUUCAUUAAAUGAUUCUAGUUAUAAGACUAUAGAUUUCAUUGUAAAAUAUUUCUUUUCUUCUGGGUUUGUUUUAAGUGAUUCAUUGAAGUCAGCUAAGCAGACUUAGUGAUAGACCAGAGGCACUCAACUGCCUUGGCUGGGCUUACUAUUUCAUUAAUAAAAGGUAUAGAACUAGCAUAGAGAAUUGAACAGUUAAGGUCCUUCCCUAAAUCAUUACCUUGCCAACACUAACAUGGUCAGUAAUGUUCAGUGCUUUUAGAUUAUUUUCCUAAUUAAGAGAACAUUACACAACUUGUAAUAUAUUUUUU
Sarcophilus harrisii (Tasmanian devil) is the source of this 4258-nucleotide messenger RNA. It is a transcript of the gene SLITRK2, whose product is annotated as SLIT and NTRK like family member 2. Gene Ontology annotation, molecular function: protein binding. NCBI's taxonomy places the organism in Eukaryota, Metazoa, Chordata, Mammalia, Dasyuromorphia, Dasyuridae. Bases 625 to 3171 code for a protein of 848 amino acids. The transcript has 2 exons. Gene Ontology annotation, biological process: regulation of presynapse assembly; positive regulation of synapse assembly; axonogenesis. Gene Ontology annotation, cellular component: glutamatergic synapse; membrane. The record is from RefSeq and is a predicted model, not a curated record.